Messenger RNA from Pocillopora verrucosa, 639 nucleotides. RefSeq lists its product as uncharacterized. NCBI's taxonomy places the organism in Eukaryota, Metazoa, Cnidaria, Anthozoa, Scleractinia, Pocilloporidae. The record is from RefSeq and is a predicted model, not a curated record.
AUGUGCAGCAUUGAGGAUACUUUGAAGCAUGAGGGCAAGAUGCCCACAUACUACAAGAGAUAUGUGGAUGACACACUGACUAUCAUGCCAGUCAUAACAUCAGCAGUCAAUUUCCUCGAGAUUUUAAACCAGUGCCAUUCCUCUAUUAAGUUUACCAUGGAGAUGGAGAGUAAAAGUAUGCUGCCUUUUUUGGGCACCCAGCUGCUAAACAAACACACACAUGUUGAGACUAAGGUGCACGUUAAACCCACAAAUACUGGCCUUCUGCUGCAUUACAAGAGCCAUGUAGACGACCGAUACAAACGCGGGUUACCAAAACCUAUGCUUGAUCGAGCAUUGCGGCUUUCAUCCAAUUGCUGUUGCUUCUCUGAAGAAUGUGAUCGACUGAAAUUAUUGUUUUCUCGACUAAAAUAUCCUGACAAACUUGUCAACUCUACUUUUUCACGUUUUAUUGCCGCCAAAGCAUCGGAUCAACCUGUUUCUUCGGCGACUGUCAGCGAUCGAACAGACCCCAUUCGCGUUGUCCUACAGUUUCAAGAUCAGGCCUCAGCCGAUAUUGUACGUGUCCAACCUAAAGAUUUGAGUCAGAAGAUCCACACGACCGUCCAGCCUGCAUUAGUCAGCCAGAAGAUUGAAUAA